Messenger RNA from Clonostachys rhizophaga, 507 nucleotides. NCBI's taxonomy places the organism in Eukaryota, Fungi, Ascomycota, Sordariomycetes, Hypocreales, Bionectriaceae. The record is from the annotation of a GenBank genome assembly.
AUGGUUGCGGCAGAAUUGUGCCCCCCUAUCGUACACGCUGACACUCCACCGCCGUGCGAUGGAGAAGCACUCUCUGGUCCUGGAGCAUCUCAGGACACCGCCAUUGUGAUACCUGAGGACAGUGAUGCAGAAGACGAGGGCUACGGGGGAGAAGAUUCCCACAGUCCGCAGUCAUAUACAACAACUGCAACCAGCAUCGCAAUCCAUUUUAGCAAGUUUCUUUGUUUUGGGACUUUUCCCGGGGCAAGCCCUGACAGUCAGCACGUAGACAGCAUGGGCACCAAACAGCUCAACAGAGCCGGGUGCCGCAAUCACUAUGGAAACUACGCCACAGAGUCCCAGGUUGGAGUGGAAGGCGACGCCGUCCGGGUGUACGGCUCACAUUUGGACCUGAUCCUGAGCCAAAUGUGCAAACUCUUUGCCAUACGAACUCCACGUCUGCUGGCGAUGUCGACUUUAGCAGCCCCGCUACCAACACGAAAAGCCAGCCAUGUCAGACUAUGUUAG